AUGUUUGCCCAACGCAUUGUGUUGCUGGCUGUCAUUUUCCUUCUCUGGGAGAUCAAUGCUGCCGUAGCCCGCCGACAAGCCGACCAAGUCACCGACGCAAACCGGAACCUCCGCACAGCCGAUCAGAACCAAGCUGCGUCGGAGCGGCUGCUGUGGUCCUACGACUCGAAAGACGAUGAGAGGAGAUGGGGCUGGCCUGGCGACAACAGCUCCGCCGCCUCAAAGUGGUUCACAGCUAUCGCCAAGUACCGAAAAGCGAAGAAGACAAACUUCUGGUAUCCGGAUGACUUCAUUUACGCGAAGUUGCGGGAGACACACUCGGAAGCAGAUAUAGCGGUGCUUUGCCAAAAACUCAUGAACACCUCGAAGGCGAAGAAGGUCGCGAAGACCCUGCAGCAUCACCUGUUUCAGGCAUGGAAUAACCGAGGUAUGAGGUUGGAAGACGUCGCAGACCUGUUGGGCGUUCUUGUUUCGACGACGAACUCCGUGCGAUCUGGCAUUCUGGUGGACUAUCAGCUGAAACUUACCGGAGAGGCCGUCAAUCGCGUUCGUCAUGGAUAA
Molecule: messenger RNA, 561 nt
Organism: Phytophthora sojae
Lineage: Eukaryota; Oomycota; Peronosporomycetes; Peronosporales; Peronosporaceae
Exons: 2
Coding region: 1-561 (186 amino acids)
Source: RefSeq, a predicted model, not a curated record